This is a messenger RNA of Arvicola amphibius (Eurasian water vole), 2363 nucleotides long. It is a transcript of the gene Nkain1, whose product is annotated as sodium/potassium transporting ATPase interacting 1. Bases 1 to 624 code for a protein of 207 amino acids. The record is from RefSeq and is a predicted model, not a curated record. NCBI's taxonomy places the organism in Eukaryota, Metazoa, Chordata, Mammalia, Rodentia, Cricetidae. The transcript has 7 exons. Gene Ontology annotation, biological process: regulation of sodium ion transport.
AUGGGCAAGUGCAGCGGGCGCUGCACGCUGGUCGCCUUCUGCUGCCUGCAGCUGGUGGCUGCUCUCCAGCGACAGAUCUUUGAUUUCCUGGGCUACCAGUGGGCUCCCAUCCUGGCCAACUUCCUACAUAUUAUGGCUGUCAUCCUGGGCAUCUUUGGCACCGUGCAGUAUCGAUCCCGGUAUCUCAUUCUGUACGCAGCCUGGCUGGUGCUCUGGGUUGGCUGGAACGCCUUCAUCAUCUGCUUCUACCUGGAGGUUGGACAGCUGUCCCAGGACCGGGACUUUAUCAUGACCUUCAACACAUCCCUGCAUCGCUCGUGGUGGAUGGAGAAUGGGCCAGGCUGCCUAGUGACUCCUGUUCUGAACUCCCGCCUGGCACUGGAGGACCACCAUGUCAUCUCCGUCACGGGCUGCCUGCUUGAUUAUCCUUACAUUGAAGCCCUCAGCAGUGCCCUGCAGAUCUUCCUAGCUCUGUUCGGCUUCGUGUUUGCCUGUUACGUCAGCAAAGUGUUUCUGGAAGAGGAGGACAGCUUUGACUUCAUCGGUGGCUUUGACUCCUAUGGGUACCAGGCGCCGCAGAAGACGUCGCAUUUACAGCUGCAACCUCUGUACACGUCGGGGUAGCUUCUGCCCGGCACCUACCCGCGUACCUGGGCAACUGGAGUUAGAAGCCGCGCCGUAAGGGAGCUCGGAUCACUAUGGGCAGGUGCGCUCCUUGGCUGCCCACGGCCUGACUGCAACUUAUGCAGCAUCUCCUGAAUCUGCCGCCCCUGGAGCAAAUGCGGACUAAGACUCGAACUUGGACUUGACCCUGGCUCUGGCCAUGGCCCUUAGCAGCUGGACUUCAGGGUUGGGACUGGGGGGAGGGGGAAUCGCUGGGUUUGUAUUUUUUUUAAUCUCAGCCUUGGUACGUGCCAGGGUCUUCCUCUUUCUUCAGAUUCGCUCCUUACUUAGUACUUUGCCCUCACUCCAAACAGCAAGACAGACGGACUCAUCCCCAUCUCAUCCCUCGUGUACCUGCACUGGGGAACGACACUAUGAACUAGGAGCAGGAUUCCUGGGCUCCAGCUGCAGGGGCAUCUCUGGCAUCCUGCGUGACAUCUGGCAGAGCCUUUGCUCUCUCUGGGCCUCAGUUUCCCCACCUCAGAUAAUUAAAAUAAUCCCUGGGCAGAUGACACUUCUGGCACACUCAUUUCUCAAUUCCCUGGGCUACAGUGCAGAUGGGAAAACUGAGGCCCAGAGACAUGAAGUGACUUGACUUGCUUGAAGCCACACAGUAAGGCUUUAGUGGAGGCAGGCUUUGAAUCCCGCAGACUGUAGUUUUAAACUCUGCAACCCAGGAUCCGGCCUCCGGACUUGGUUUACACACCCCCUUGCAGCGUGGGCAUUCCCACACACUCACAUGCCAUCACCACCACUCACCAGCUCCACUCUUAAAGCAAUAUACCAGUUUCUUCUUUUGUUGGGAACCAGACAGACAGAGCCCAAAGCCUAGAGUUCAGCCUGACCCACAGGAAACCUUUGUAGUCUCAGCCUGCCCUUCUUUGGCAAACCUUCGAACCUCAUCCUCCAGGAAAGCAGGGCCACCCUCUCAUCCUACCCUCCACCAGGUCCUUAAGCCUGGGUCUCCUAUCCCAUGAUCCUCUGCUGCUACCCCGCCCCCUUCCCCUAGCAAUCCAACUAAACUCUACAAGUACUUCACCAUUGUGGUCUCAGAGGGGAAGAAAAUGGUGUCCAGGAGCACUGAAGGGGCAGAGUGGGGGUGUGGGUGGAGAGUCAGCACCCCACCCUUCCUGGGAACAAGCAGAGAGGAGGCCUGUCCUCAUUACCUCCUUCCACAGAGGCCCUGAGGACCCUGUGUCCUGAGUACUGCUUGGUGAGUUAUGUCCAGAGAGUAGACAUCAGUGCCCAAUCUCUGGAACUGGAGCCACCCUAACUAGGAAGCACAGGAACCUAUCAGAGAGCUUGGGCAGUGGAGACAGUUCAUGCCACACCGUGGUGACCACAUCCUUCCCAUUCUCCACUCCAGGCUUUCCUGAGCUAGGAUGGCGAACUUACUCCACUGUCCCAUCAAAAAUGCCACACAGAACAGCCCAGCCCAGGAGCCCCUCUGGUCCUCACAGGUCCCUGGCUGGUGGCCCAAAUUAGAGGGCGACAGACUUCCUUUAGGCCAGGCUGCCUCUUGCCACCUGCAGCCCUGGCUUCUCCCAUCCCUUCCCCAGGCCUCUUUCUACUGAAGGGUUUAGCCACUGAUGCUUUGAAGACUUUCGGUUUUAUAAGCCGGGUUUUGUAGAGGGACUGGGUUUGCUUCUCAGUGAGACCUUGUGGACUGGGACCUCCCUGGUAUCCAUGCAGGUGGUUUG